This is a messenger RNA of Meloidogyne enterolobii, 3394 nucleotides long. The record is from the annotation of a GenBank genome assembly. Lineage: Eukaryota; Metazoa; Nematoda; Chromadorea; Rhabditida; Meloidogynidae.
AUGCCUUGUAGUAAUACCAGAGAAAAUGAGCUUUGGCAGCAAUGUAUAAAAUGGAUAAAAUCAACAGGAGUGCUUUCCCCUGAAGCUGAAUUUGACAAAUUAUCCGAUUUUGCCUUUAUUUUGAGAGAUGGAAUUCUUUUGUGUAAUUUGGCUAUUAAAUUGUGUCCAAACUGUAUUUAUUCACAUGAAAUAUUGUCUCAAUAUCAACAAUCACAUUUUGUUUGCUCAAAAAAUAUUGCAUUAUUUCUUAAAGCCUGCCGUGAUCAUUUUUCAAUAAAUGAGGUUUUUAGUGAAGAUGAUUUGUUGGAAUUGCAAAACUUCCCUGCGGUUCUUAGACUUUUGUCGCAACUUUCUAGAAGUCAAAAAUCGAGGCAGUUGGGAUUAAAGCCUUUCCCAGAAGAAACCAUUCUUCCUUCAAAAUUACCAAAUCGAGAAGAAUCCGAUGAUGAUAUUUAUUUAAAUUUGAGAGAACAAUAUGAACAACAACAGCAUCAACAAUAUACAGAAUUUGAUAAUUAUUCAGUAAUUAAUAAACAAAGGGAAGAAGAAGAGGAAAGGACUGGACAAGAAAUAUAUGAAUCUAUAUGUUCUCAAAAAAUACCGAGAAAUAGAUGUUUGCCGUUGAACUACUUAGAAUUUACCCCAACCAACAACCGGGAUCACUGCCUAAAAGAAUUGUUAGAUACAGAAAUUAGCUAUUUGGAUGGAAUACAAACAAUAAUCGAUAGAUUUUACAAUCCUUUACGUUUCCACCUUCAAAGCAGCGAUUUUUUGACAAUAUUUAUAAAUAUUUUUGAAAUUUUGGGGUUACACAGAAAAUUUUUGCCUGAAUUGACUGAAGCUAUAUUACAUAGCCUUGGAUUGGUAAAAGAAGGUGGAGAAGAAGUUUUGGAUAAGAAUUGGGUUGCUCAAGUGUUUUUCAAAUAUAAAAUGAAUUUUACAAUUUAUGGCUUAUUUUGUUCACAAUUGGGAUCGUCUUCUCGUAGAAUUGAAGAGUUGGAAAGAGUUGAUUUUAAUUAUAAAAGAAUUGUUGAGGAAUUAGGCAAAAAUCUUCAAUUUAAAUUGCGUGAUUUUUUAAUUUUGCCAUUUCAAAGAAUUACAAAAUAUCAUUUAAUUUUGGAGAAUUUAUUCAAAAACACUAACGAUUUGACUGAAAAAUCUUUUUUAAACGAAGCCUAUGAAGCAAUGAAGGAUGUGGCUGUAUAUGUGAAUGAAAUGAAAAGAGAUCAGGAAAUUAUUGGGUGCAUUAAUACUAUUGAAAGGAGUAUUUGUGAUUUGGAUGUGAAUUUGUUGCAUUAUGGACGUUUUAUGUUUGAUGGAACAUUAAAAAUUGCAAUUACAGAAAAUGGAACAUCCUCCAAAGCAAAACAAAGAAGUGUUUUUCUGUUUGAGAGUAUGAUACUUUUUGCUAAAAGAGAGGCAGGAACAUACAAAUCCAAAAAUUUUUAUUUUCUUUCUGAUUUUGAUUUAAUUGAAUCUAACGACUUGUCCUCCACAACAACUUUAAAUAAAUAUAAUUCAAUAUCUCGAAAAUUAACGAGCAAUUUAUUUGAUUUAAAUAAUUAUAACAAUUCUUUUUUAAUUGAAAAAAGAAAAUUAAAUAAUAAAAGAAGAAAUUCGUCGAAUUUCUUUGGAGGAAUUGGUAAUGAAGCUAGUAUAAAUUCGACUAAUUUAUUAAUUCAAUUUAUUUUUAAAAAUUUGAAUGAUAUGAAUAAUUGGAAACAAAUGAUUAAAAAAGCAAUAGAAAUUAGCAACCCAAAAGAAGCUUCAGCAUUAGGCCAUUCUUUACUUUACAAAACUUAUUCUUCUGUAACUAUAUGUUCUGUAUGCUCUAAGCUUUUGAGAGGAAAAUUUUUUCAGGGAUAUCACUGCUCAGGUUGUAAUAAAGAUUUUCAUUUGGAAUGUACAAAAAAAUGUGAAUGUUUAGCAAAAAUAAUAAUUAGACAACAAGAAGUGUCCCCAACAAUUUCUCGUUUAUCUUCAAUAUUUCCCCAAACAUUUAAUUUAAAUAAUAAUUCAAAUUUAAAUAUAAAUCAACAAUUACAAAAUAUAAAUAACACAAUUCUGUCGUUAAAUUUUACAAAUGGACAUGGAGGUUAUGGAGGAGGGGGAAGGACUUUGCUUAAUUUGGAUUUUAAAAAACGUUAUAGCCGAUCCUCUAAUUGUUCAUUAUCUGAAGUUAUAACUGUAGACGAUAACGAGACACCAACACAUUUAUUACCUUCUCCAAUGGCUUCUAAUUCAAUUUAUUCCAAAAAAGUGCCAAUGAUUGUUAGCAGAAUAAUAGAAGCAGUAGAUAUUCCUAUAGAAAGACAAAAUAUUCCAGAAGAAUAUCCUUGGUAUUUUGGUGAAAUUGGGCGUAAAAUAGCCAAUAAUUUAUUGGAGGGAACAGAAAAAGGAACAUUUUUAAUUCGUUGGAAUACAAAUUAUCAACAAUAUGUAUUGUCUUUACAAAUUGGGAAUUUAUUGAAACAUAUAAAAAUUGUAUUUGAUGAAGAAAAUAAUAAGUAUUUCUUACAUGAAGAGAGAUUAUUUGAUUCUGUUGUGGAUUUAGUCAAUUUUUAUCGAAGCAACAGCAUUAAAGAAGGCUUCGAAAUUGACGUAAUAUUAAAAUCUACCCCAUUAAAAAGUGCUUUAUUUAUUGCUCAACGUUCUUUUAGUCGUCCAGAUACUUCAAAAUAUUUGACUUUAAUUCCUGGCGAUUUAAUUGAAGUUUUGGAUACUAUUGGGGAGGAUAAGGGAUGGUGGAAAGGGUCGAUUAAUGGAGGCCCUUCAGCCUACUUCCCCUUUUCUUAUGUUAAACCAGAACAAAAUUACCUAGAAGGAGAAGCUUUAGAAGGUCAUAGAGUUCAGCAACUACAACAACGUCAACAACAACAACUCUUAUUAUUUCCUCCACAUCAUCAUCAACGUCAACAUUCUUCAAAUAAUCAACAACAACAAAUUCCUUUAAAUUUUGAAGAAGAAUUGGAGGAACGUUGUAACAAUAAUCGGUGUGAGGAGUAAAUAAUAUGAUAGUUUUGUCCAAUCCCCGUCGCGAAUCCAUCCUAUCGUUGCGAAGCUGACCACCCUUUUUAAUGAUAUUUUAGAUUUUGCCUAUUUCAAUUUGUAUCAAAAAACCAUACCUAGCAGGGAUUGAUUGGUUGACAAUGGGUUUAGAAAAAAGUCGGGUUUCCAAAAUUUUCAUAGAAUCGGUUUCGUGGCGAAAAAAAGUUCGGGAUAGGAUAUUGGGUUUCGAAUAACCCGGCCCAUCCCUGAUUAAAAAAAUUUUUUUGCCGAAUGCUUUUGAGUGCUCUUUGCGACAAAAUGUGUGUGGGGUUUCGCAGCGGUGGAUUUAGCUUGUUUCAUUAUUCUGAGGGGUUUUUUAUAUUAAAAAAAAGAUUCUUUUAUAUUU